Molecule: messenger RNA, 3303 nt
Organism: Plenodomus lingam JN3
Lineage: Eukaryota; Fungi; Ascomycota; Dothideomycetes; Pleosporales; Leptosphaeriaceae
Source: RefSeq, a predicted model, not a curated record
AUGGCGCCCAACGACGAUGUCGAGCGGCCGCGUGCCAGCUCUGCCGCUGAGCGGCAAAAAUCAAUCGUCUCCAUGACCGAGUUCGAGGGCAUGGACGAGUACACUGCCCUGCAAAAGUACAUCCUUUUCUACCGCGACGCGAGGACGAACCCGCACGCAGAGAAGACGAUCAAGAAGAAGGCCUGGUGGCAGUUCUGGAAGUCUGGCUCUGCGACGGCUGCUGUUCCUGCCGCCGACCCCGGCGCUGUUCCUGACGAGUGUAAGUCUCUUUCCUUCGUUCAAUUCCAUCCCAUUUCGAAUCAACAAUGGCUUGCGCCUGCGAUGGCGACUGUCGCAAUGCGCUUUGCCCACGCACCGCCAGCUGCCCUUGGUCCGGCUGCUCAUCUGGCGCGCGUUUUUCAUGGCUACUUGAGGAGGUGGUCCGCGCUCAAGCUCCCCCAGCUUGCAAGCGACAGCAGCGGUGGAGCCAAACCACGCACCAACGCUGCCAGCUCCACCAAGCUACCCGGGGAGCAGCACGGCAGCUUGCGCUAUUGGCAGCCUCAUCCAGUCCUCAACACCGAGCUCCGUACUGGUCUCACCACCACUGAGGUUGAGUCCCGUCGCAAGCGCUAUGGCUUCAACGAGAUUUCGUCUGAGAAGACCAAUCUUCUCAAGCAGUUCAUCGGUUACUUCACUGGUCCUAUUCUAUAUGUCAUGGAGCUCGCUGCCCUUCUCGCUGCCGGUCUCCAGGAUUGGAUCGAUUUUGGUGUUAUUUGCGGUAUCUUGUUGCUCAACGCUAUUGUCGGUUGGUACCAGGAGAAGCAGGCUGCUGAUGUUGUCGCUUCGCUCAAGGGUGACAUUGCCAUGAAGGCAACUGUCGUUCGUGACAACCAGCAGCAGACCAUUCUUGCUCGAGAGCUGGUUCCUGGUGACAUUGUCGUCGUAGAGGAGGGUCAAACUGUCCCCGGUGAUGUCCGUCUUAUCUGCGGCUACGAUCACCCCGAAGACUUCGAGUUGUACAUGAAACUCAAGGCCGAGGACAAGUUCCACGACGGCGACCCAGAGGACGAAAAGGAUGACGAGAUUGACGAGGAGAAGUUCGACGAGGAGAACCCCAUCACUCAGGGCCACCCUCUUGUUGCCUGCGAUCAAUCGUCCAUCACUGGUGAAUCCCUCGCUGUCGAUAAGUACAUGGGAGAAGUCGCUUACUACACCACUGGUUGCAAGCGUGGCAAGGCCUACGGUAUCGUCAUCACCACUGCCAAGCACUCCUUCGUUGGACGUACUGCCUCUCUUGUGCAGGGUGCUCAGGAUCAGGGUCACUUCAAGGCUAUCAUGAACUCCAUCGGCACGGCGCUCCUUGUCUUGGUCAUGUUCUUCAUCUUGCUCGCCUGGAUCGGUGGUUUCUUCCGCAACAUUCCCAUCUCCAAGGCUCGUGAAGGAACUGACAAGUCCGUCACCCUGCUCCACUACGCCUUGAUCAUGUUCAUUGUCGGUGUCCCUGUCGGUCUGCCUGUUGUCACCACCACAACUCUCGCUGUCGGUGCUGCUUACCUCGCUGAGCAAAAGGCCAUUGUUCAGAAGCUCACUGCCAUCGAGUCCCUCGCUGGUGUUGACGUGCUCUGCUCUGACAAGACCGGAACUCUUACCGCUAACCAGCUGUCUCUCCGUGAGCCCUACGUCGCUGAGGGCCAGGAUGUCAACUGGAUGAUGGCUGUUGCUGCUCUCGCUUCUUCGCACAAUCUCAAGUCGCUUGACCCAAUUGACAAGGUCACCAUCCUCACCAUCCGUCGUUAUCCCAAGGCGCGUGAGAUCCUCAACAUGGGCUGGAAGACUGAGAAGUUCACACCCUUUGACCCCGUCUCCAAGCGCAUUACUGCUGUCUGCCAUAUGGGUGGUGACAAGUACGUCUGUGCUAAGGGUGCCCCCAAGGCUAUUGUCAACCUUGCCAACUGCGACGAGAUCACCGCUACCCUCUACAAGGAGAAGGCCGCCGAGUUCGCUCGUCGUGGUUUCCGUUCCCUCGGUGUCGCGUACCAGAAGAAUGAUGGUGACUGGAUCCUUCUCGGUCUCUUGUCCAUGUUCGACCCUCCUCGCGAGGACACCGCCCAGACCAUCGUUGAGGCUCAGCAGCUCGGUGUGCCUGUCAAGAUGUUGACUGGUGACGCCAUCGCCAUUGCUAAGGAGACAUGCAAGAUGCUUGCUCUCGGUACCAAGGUCUACAACUCCUCUAAGCUCAUUCACGGUGGUCUCACGGGUACUACCCAGCACGAUCUCGUCGAGCGCGCAGACGGUUUCGCCGAAGUCUUCCCCGAACACAAGUACCAGGUCGUCGAGAUGUUGCAACAGCGUGGUCACUUGACCGCCAUGACUGGUGACGGUGUCAAUGACGCUCCUUCCCUGAAGAAGUCUGACUGCGGUAUUGCUGUCGAAGGAUCCACCGAGGCUGCUCAGGCUGCCGCCGAUAUCGUCUUCCUCGCCCCCGGUCUGUCCACGAUUGUCUUGGCCAUCAAGACUGCUCGCCAGAUUUUCCAGCGCAUGAAGGCAUACAUUCAGUACCGUAUCGCGCUCUGCUUGCACUUGGAAGUCUACCUCGUCACCUCGAUGAUCAUCCUCAACGAGACCAUCCGUGCCGAGCUCAUUGUCUUCCUUGCCCUCUUCGCAGAUUUGGCCACUGUUGCCGUCGCGUAUGACAAUGCUCACUCUGAACCCCGCCCCGUCGAAUGGCAGUUGCCCAAGAUCUGGCUGAUUUCCGUCGUCCUCGGUCUUCUCCUCGCUCUCGGCACAUGGGUCAUCCGUGGCGCUCUCUUCCUCCCCAACGGUGGUAUCAUCCAGAACUUUGGUGCCAUUCAGCCCAUCCUCUUCCUCGAGGUAGCCCUGACCGAAAAUUGGCUCAUCUUCGUGACCCGUGGUGGAAAGACAUUCCCCUCGUUUCAGCUCAUCAUCGCCAUUCUCGGUGUCGACGCUCUUGCCACCAUCUUCACUGUGUUUGGAUGGAUGUCUGGCGAGCCAUACCAGACCAACCCCCCUACGAACAACACCAAGUUCCGUGACAAUGGCUGGGUCGACAUUGUUACCGUUGUUGUUAUCUGGGCUUACUCUAUUGGUGUCACCAUCAUCAUUGCUAUUGUCUACUACCUGCUCAACCGCAUCGCAUGGCUGGAUACGCUCGGCCGCAAGGACCGUAGCCGCAAGAAUCCUGCGAUUGAGAACAUGAUUGCUGCUCUCAGUAAGUUGUCUCUCGAGCACGGAACGGACAAGAACGGAACCACGCGUUAUGUCCUUGCUCCGCGUGCUGUUGAGGAGGAGGAUGAUGAGUAA